Messenger RNA from Peronospora matthiolae, 267 nucleotides. The record is from the annotation of a GenBank genome assembly. Lineage: Eukaryota; Oomycota; Peronosporomycetes; Peronosporales; Peronosporaceae.
AUGGCGAGGUGGCUGUUUUUCUUCGCGGAGUACAACUUCUCCGUCGAGUACAAACCAGGAAGACUUAAUGUCGUCGCUGAUACUCUUUCGCGUCGGCCCGAUUUCGAGCCGACUGCUCAACCCAACAGUAGGAUUGAUCCCACUGUAGCGACACUAGCAGUUAGUGUUCCGUCGUCGAAUCUUCUCGACGACGUGCGACUGCUGUACUAUACAGCAGUCAAUGGUGACACGCCUCGUGCCGUCGCUCAUGAUGAUUUGCGAUUGUGA